CUAAACCUUAUUACUCAGCCCUAGAACUAAUUUUUCCCCAGCUGGCCAGCCCUCCCACCCGACCCGCACCACGGCUACAGUUGCCACCACCUCCCGCCGCUGCUCCUUGCCGAACCGUCGCGGCUGCCUCCCAUCGUGAAUCUUAUACAGUUGCCGCCGCCGGUCGUCCCAGCCUCCAGUCGCCACCACCGCCUCGGCCCUCCGGCCUCCUCCUCAGCCGCCGUCCGGCCCUUCUCUGACCCCGUUGCAGCCUUCCCCUUUAGGAGAAAGUUCUGCAAUUGCAAUGAAGGGAAAAGAAACGAAAAGUGGAUCCUCAUCCUCUAAUUUGGAUUCCUACGAACCCAGAAUGGACAUCAAGUCCAUCCUGAAAGAUAUUGAAUUUUUGGGAUCCUCACACAUGACAUGGAAACAGAAAAAGGACUUGGAGAAUAAGAAGGUAGUAUCACUCGGUGGAAAGCCUCCAAAGAAACAGAGGUUACCUCUUAGUGUUGCAAGAGUUGCAAUGAAGAAUCAAAAGGGAAGAGAAGAAAAAAUGCUUCAAGAGAGAGCUAUACUCGGAAGGUUUGGAGCCUACAGUAGCAGUAGUUCCAAGAAGGUGGCAGAGAGGCGGCCAGCAGAGGACAGAAUUUUGAAGUCGAUUCAAGGCAAUUUCAGAAAAGGGGUUCUCAACGUCGGACAUCUGUUGCAACCCUCGGCCCCUGAAGCCUCUAACGACAAGGGCAGACACCCUACUGGUAAAGGGAAGAAGAAGAAAGACAAGGGCAAAAAAGGUCAUGGCAAGAGAAAGGGUGGUGGUGGUAAGAAGCGUCACUAGGAAUAUCUCAAAUUUACUGUGUUCCCUUUUGAUUUGAAUCCUUCUUCGCCUCGCUGAAGUAAGCUUGUAGAACAUAUACAUUAAUGCCCUGUAGCUAUUGGCAUGCCAGAUUUGUUUUGCUGCUCAAUAUAAUGAAAUUUUGUGGCCAUUGCAA
Messenger RNA from Salvia miltiorrhiza (redroot sage), 968 nucleotides. RefSeq lists its product as uncharacterized. The coding region runs from base 284 to 814 and encodes 176 amino acids. Lineage: Eukaryota; Viridiplantae; Streptophyta; Magnoliopsida; Lamiales; Lamiaceae. Gene Ontology annotation, cellular component: nucleolus. The transcript is spliced from 5 exons. Gene Ontology annotation, biological process: maturation of SSU-rRNA from tricistronic rRNA transcript (SSU-rRNA, 5.8S rRNA, LSU-rRNA). The record is from RefSeq and is a predicted model, not a curated record.